Nelumbo nucifera (sacred lotus) is the source of this 3786-nucleotide messenger RNA. Its product is annotated as leucine-rich repeat receptor protein kinase HPCA1-like. Gene Ontology annotation, molecular function: protein binding; protein kinase activity; ATP binding. The record is from RefSeq and is a predicted model, not a curated record. Gene Ontology annotation, biological process: protein phosphorylation. Lineage: Eukaryota; Viridiplantae; Streptophyta; Magnoliopsida; Proteales; Nelumbonaceae.
UUUUUCUCCUACAACUAUUGACUUUCCUGCAACUGCUAGGUAAGACUUUCAAAAUCGAUUGCUCAUGGGGAAUACUUAUAAACAAUAUAGAUAUUUACAUGACGAAAAUUAGAUGUAAGCCUUUUUAUAUGGUUUAAAAGAACCAGGUAUGAUUGGGAAGAAAUUUGAAAUUGUCAAAGAAGAAGAGAAAGAACAAGAAGAAAGAGGAGGAAGAGCUAAGAGAGUAGUUUUCCUGGGUUCUAAUCAAUGUUUAGCUUGUCAUACAACAGAUACAUGAAAACAAUUGAUGGAUCUCUAGAAUAGCCAAAGGGUACAUGAGAAAGAAUACAGUUUUAUCUAUUGGGACUUCAAAACAAAGGAGUUUUCAAGUUUUGCAGCAGUUGUGUAAGAAUCGCCCACCAAUGAAACUGUGAUAGAACUUGUCAUCUCUUUGACAUUUGGGUUUCUGUGACAAAUGGAUCAAAGAAUCAAGGCGUUCCUGCUCGUUGUUCUCUUUCAAGUUUCAUCUGCAGCUGCACAGACAGAUCCUCAAGAUGCUGCUGCUCUGAAUUCAUUCAAGAGACUAUGGAAAAAUACACCACCCAAUUGGAAUAAUCCAGAUCCCUGCAAUGGCAAUUGGGUAGGAAUUACCUGUAAUAGCAAUUUCCGUGUAAUCUCCAUAACAUUGUCAAGCAUGGGAUUGGAGGGCCAGCUGUCUGGGGAUAUUGGGUCCCUAUCUGAGCUACAAACUUUAGAUCUAUCUUACAACAAAGGUCUGACUGGUUCUCUCCCGGAAGCAAUUGGGAGCUUGAUGAAGCUUUCGAACCUGAUCCUCCUUGGGUGCAGUUUCUCUGGGCCGAUUCCAGAUGCAAUAGGAUCUCUGAAGCAACUGGUUUUUUUAUCUCUAAAUUCUAAUAGCUUCAGUGGUGAAAUACCACCUUCCAUUGGUAAUCUAUCUAAACUUUAUUGGUUGGAUCUAGCUGACAACAAGCUUACAGGAACGAUUCCUGUAUCUAGUGGGGGCACGCCUGGCCUAGACAUGCUAAUCCAUACCAAACACUUUCAUUUUGGCAAAAAUCAACUCAAAGGCACCAUCCCGUCUCGACUUUUCAACCCAAACAUGGUUCUUAUACAUGUACUACUUGAUGGUAACCAACUCACUGGGAGCAUCCCUUCCACACUAGGACUUGUCAAGACUCUGGAGGUUGUGCGCCUUGACAGGAAUUCAUUAACUGGAACCAUCCCCUCAAACCUCAAUAACCUUACUAAUGUCCAAGAGCUGCACUUGUCCAACAAUCAACUGACAGGUCCUAUGCCUAACCUUACAGGCAUGAAUGUUCUCAACUAUUUGGACUUGAGCAAUAAUAGUUUUGAUCCAUCAGAUAUUCCUCAAUGGUUUUCAACCUUACAAGGCUUGACCACGUUAGCAAUGGAAGGAACACAUCUUCAAGGAGAAAUAACAUCAGCUGUGUUCAGCAUUCCUCAGCUGCAGAGUGUGAAUUUAAAGAACAAUCAGAUAAAUGGUACAUUAGAUAUUGGCGCUAAGUACAGUGGUCAACUGCAGCUAAUUGAUUUACAGAACAAUCUCAUUAGUAAUGUUUUGGAAGGAAGAGGAUAUAGUAAUUCCUUAUUCCUACAGGGUAAUCCUUUUUGUGAUUCAUCAACCGGACCAUCAACCAACUACUGCACACUUUCACAGCAAUCUAUUCCUACAUAUUCUACAAGACCAAAAAAUUGUCUACCCCCUUCCUGUCCUUCAGGUCAAAUGUCCAAUCCCAACUGUAAAUGUGCAUUCCCCUACAACGGCACCUUAUAUUUCAGAGCUCCCUCUUUCUCUGAUUUGAGUAAUGAAUCCCUCUAUAUAUCUCUAGAAAGUUCACUUAUGAAUUCAUUUAAAACGGCUCAACUUCCAGUUGAUUCAGUUUCCCUGAGUAAUCCUAGAAAGGAUUCAGAUAACUACUUCGACUUGGAUCUCGAAGUCUUUCCUUCUGGAACAGAACGAUUCAAUGAAUUGGGGAUUUUGAAUAUUGGAUUUGUGCUCAGCAACCAAACAUUUAAGCCCCCAAAGGGUUUUGGGCCAUUCUUUUUCAUUGGAUCACCUUAUGGUGCCUUUGCAGACUUAUCCUCAAGAUCAAAUAAUUCUGUAAGCAUUGGAGUUAUAAUUGGAGCAGCAAUUGGUGGUUUUCUACUUGUAUCCGCACUACUCUGUGCUGGAUAUUAUGCCAUCCGCCAAAAGAGAAGAGCGGACAGUGUUGAACAAAACAAGCCUUUCUCUUCUUGGGACCCCAACAGUAGUGGCAGCACACCUCAAUUAAAAGGAGCAAGAUGGUUCACAUUUGAUGAGCUUAAGAAAUGCACAAACAGUUUCUCAGAAGCCAAUGCUAUUGGAUCAGGGGGUUAUGGGAAGGUUUAUAGAGGAACACUUUCCACAGGUCAAUUGGUUGCCAUUAAAAGAGCUCAACGAGGAUCAAUGCAGGGUAACAUUGAGUUCAAAACUGAGAUAGAGUUGUUAUCUCGGGUUCAUCAUAAGAACCUUGUCAGUCUUGUGGGAUUUUGUUUCGAGAGAGAUGAACAAAUGUUGGUCUAUGAAUAUGUUCCAAAUGGUACCCUAAAGGAAAGCCUUUCAGGGAAGUCAGGAAUCCGGUUGGAUUGGACAAGGAGACUUAGAGUAGCCCUGGGUUCAGCCAGAGGGUUAGCUUAUCUGCAUGAACAUGCCAACCCUCCCAUAAUACAUAGAGAUAUUAAGUCAACCAACAUUCUCUUGGAUGACCGCUUGAAUGCAAAAGUUUCUGAUUUUGGUCUAUCCAAGCUUAUGGGUGACAAUGAAAAGGAUCACGUCACCACUCAAGUCAAGGGGACAAUGGGCUAUCUGGAUCCUGAAUAUUAUAUGUCCCAGCAGUUGACUGAGAAGAGUGAUGUAUACAGCUUUGGAGUGGUAAUGUUAGAGUUGAUAACUGCAAGGAAACCAAUAGAACGAGGGAAGUACAUUGUCAGAGAGGUGAAAAUGGCUAUUGAUAAAACAAAGGAUCUAUACGGCCUUCAUGAGUUUCUUGACCCAGCCAUUGGGUUAGGCACCACCCUCAAAGGAUUUGAAAAAUUUGUGGAUCUGGCAAUGAGCUGCGUGGAAGAAUCAGGAGCUGACCGCCCAAUGAUGAGUGAAGUGGUGAAAGAGAUUGAGAACAUCAUGCAGUUGGCUGGUCUAAAUCCAAAUGCUGAUUCUGCUUCUACUUCGGCAAGUUAUGGAGGAACAGGUGGAGGGCACCCCCGACAUCCUUAUAACGAUGACUUGUUUGAUUAUAGUGGUGGUUACCCAGCUUACAAGGUGGAACCACAUUGAGUAGAAUGUGUUUGUCUAGCUGGAUAUUGAAGAAGUCGGUUCCUUCAACUCUCUAAAUUACUUUGGAGACUAUCUGGAUCUUAAUAGUCAGUCCUUAUUGGGAAGGACAAUCACAAUAUUUAAGUCCCUGUUAUGAAGGAGAAUCAACAAAUCUGGAUUAGAAAGGGAACAUGGGUUGAAUUUGCUUAUUAUUUUUGAUAUUGAUAUUAGAAUAAGGUUUAGAUCAAAUUCAUUUUUUGUUUCAGAACACCCAUAGGAGUACAAUUGUUGAUAUUUUUUAAACUCAUGAAAAGAAUCAAUGCUUUGUUUGUAUUAGGAAGAGGAUUCCCCAAUAACAAAUGCAUGGGAGUGCAAAUUGGGAGGGUCAUGUUUUUAUAGCCUUUGACAGAUGGGCACUAUGUUGUGCAGAAAGAAAGUUAAAACUGAUGAAUUGAAACUGAAAACAGGGGAACUCAAAGGUGUUAAGGAUC